This is a messenger RNA of Dunckerocampus dactyliophorus (ringed pipefish), 1542 nucleotides long. RefSeq names its product solute carrier family 2, facilitated glucose transporter member 11-like. Gene Ontology annotation, cellular component: membrane. The transcript has a single exon. The record is from RefSeq and is a predicted model, not a curated record. Gene Ontology annotation, molecular function: hexose transmembrane transporter activity. The coding region runs from base 1 to 1542 and encodes 513 amino acids. Lineage: Eukaryota; Metazoa; Chordata; Actinopteri; Syngnathiformes; Syngnathidae. Gene Ontology annotation, biological process: monosaccharide transmembrane transport.
AUGAAGCCAACAGAAAAUCCUCAACCACAUGAAACCAGCAAACCAUCAAGUGACAGAACACUUGCUCUGACGGUGUGCUCUGCUGCCAUUGGAGGCACCUUCCAGUAUGGAUACAAUAUUUCAGUCAUUAACUCCCCCACAGGCUACAUCCAGACUUUCAUCAAUGAUACCUACACAGCACGCUGGGGUACAGGCUUGGAAACUCCCCAUGUGACUCUGGUGUGGACUCUUAUUGUAUCGGCUUUCUCGCUGGGAGGUUUGCUUGGGGCCCUGCUGGCCGGCCCCAUGGCUGUCCAUUUUGGGAGGAAGAAGUCUCUGCUUUUGAACAACUCAUUUUUAUUUGUAGGAGGUUUGUUUUUUCUUCUGUGCAGGGUUGCAAGAUCAUUUGAGAUGAUCAUCUUGGCUAGGUUCCUCAUGGGGAUUAAUUCAGGUGUGAGUAUGAAUGUCCAGCCUAUGUACUUUGGAGAAAGCGCCCCCAAAAAUCUCAGAGGAGCUGUGGCUUUUUCCUCUGCUGUUUUCACCGCUUUUGGGAUUUUCAUUGGUCAAGUUGUGGGACUGACUGAUGUGUUGGGCGCAGAGCCUCUCUGGCCUUACUUACUAGCCAGCAACAUGCUUGCCGGCAUGAUCCAGAUGCUUACACUACCCUGGUUCCCCGAAAGCCCCAAAUAUCUGCUCAUUGACCGUGGAGACAGAGUAGCAUGCGUCCAGGCUCUUGAAAGACUCCGUGGUGGUGUGGCUCCAGCUGUGGAAAUACAGGAAAUGCUUGAAGAACAGAAGAGGCAAUCAAAUGCUGGUCCUGCACCUUCUGCUAAGACACCUUGGUCCCUUUUAAAGGAUCGUGACCUGCGAUCCCAACUCAGAACGGUCAUGGUGGCCAGUAGUUCCAUGAUGCUUUGUGGCAUUGACUCCAUCUACUUCUAUGCUUCUUACAUCUUCGCUGAGGCAGGCAUCCCUACAGAUAAAAUCCAGUAUGCAACCAUUGGAACAGGAGCAUCUGAACUUACUGCUACUAUACUGAGCAACCUCCUGAUUGAACGCGUGGGCCGGAAGGGUCUUCUCAUAGGAGGCUACACUCUGAUGUCAUGCUGGGCUGUUGUCUUCACAGUAGCCCUCACACUGCAAAGACAAGGAGUAGAAGGGAUGUCGUACAUCAGCAUGGUAUGCGUGUUCUCCUACAUCCUUAGUUUUGGUUUAGGCCCUGCAGGUGUGACAGGUAUCCUACCAGCAGAACUCUUUGACCAGUCAGCCCGACCUGCAGCAUACACGGUCGCCGGAUCUCUACUGUGGCUCAAUCAGCUCCUAGUGGGAAUGUUGUUCCCUUUUAUCGUCACCAAUCUGGGGACAGUUUGCCUGCUGCCGUUCUUAGCUGUGUGUUUGGUGUCAGCUGUGUUUUUGGGGUUCACGUUUCCAGAGACGAAGGGCAAGACCCUGGCAGAGAUUACAGCAGAGUUUGACAAAAAAAAUGGACAAAGGAAGGAGAGGCCUCAUGAAGGAUUAAGUCGGCUCCUCCUCUACCUUACCAGAAGAUCCUCAUCUUUGUGA